AUGCAAGGCCUCCGACGAUCCCUCCGAGAAGCGGCAACACACAUCAACGUUGCCACUUAUCUCGAACUCGCAAGAGCCCUUCAAGAUGUUCAAGCUCAACGAAUGACAGCACAAGUAGAUGACACGGAUAACUCAGAUUCUGAUAGCAGUUCCAACGACGACUCCAAUGAUGAACUCGGAGAGAGCACCAAGUCAAAACUUCGGAAACUUAGGAAAACAAUUGACAAGCUCAAGGGAAAAGCCAAGGCCGACAUCAAAGAAUUUCGAUCUGGAAUUUUGUGUACUAAGUGCAAGAACGAAGGACAUCCGGCAAGUGACUGCAAGCUCCAAAUCUCCAAAUGCCAGAUCUGUACCAAAGAAGGUCAUGACGCCAAGACUUGCAGAUUUCGAAAUUCUCCAGAAGUUCGACAAGUCUCGAACUAUCCCCGACAGCAGUUUCGACAACCAUAUCCAAAUCAAUACUUCGACAAUUACCAGCCACCACCUCUGACAAACUGGAGACCACCGAGAAACAACUUCCAACACCAGAGUCGACAAUGGAAUGAUCAACCUCGCUAUAACAACUACAACAAUUACAACGACUACAACAACUACUACAACAAUCGACAACACCCGCCAAACCAGAACUACCCAGCAAACCGAGACAACAACAACCAAGGAUACCAACAAUACCCAAGAUACCAGAACCCAAGAUACCAAGGCCAAGGUUAUCAAGGCCAGGCCUACCAAGGCAACUACAACAACCGACCAUGGCAACCUCGACUUCAAAACCAAGGCGGUCCACCGAGACUUGGUCCACCGCCUCCUCGACAACAAGAUCAGAACCAGCAGCAACCACCAACAACAAGGAUGGUCGAGACCGACGAACUACCUUAUGCUGACAAUGACGACUCAGAUCCUCAAGUCAUGGCAGUACAAACCCGAGCACAAAUUUGA
Selaginella moellendorffii is the source of this 936-nucleotide messenger RNA. Its product is annotated as dr1-associated corepressor homolog. The record is from RefSeq and is a predicted model, not a curated record. Lineage: Eukaryota; Viridiplantae; Streptophyta; Lycopodiopsida; Selaginellales; Selaginellaceae. The transcript has a single exon. The coding region runs from base 1 to 936 and encodes 311 amino acids. Gene Ontology annotation, molecular function: zinc ion binding; nucleic acid binding.